CAAUAAAUCCAAAAUCAAAAUUAUGCAUCCAAACAUAAUGAUCCCUAUUGAAUUUCACCGACCGACAAGACGGGACCAUCACGUACAAACAAAUCAGCGGUAAUUGUCCCCAAUCCCAGCAAUUACCCCGCUCCUCCCGCACAUCACGCCGUGUAAGCAAAAACAAGGACCCACCAUCGAGGUCCGCACACGGUGUUUUGGCCUAAUUUAUAGACCUGCUCGUAGCCGUUAUCCAGGUCACUUGGCGAAAUGCCGCAACGCAAGUGGUUCGCUCUAUUAAUGUGUGUGUCCGUGCUCGUGGGAGACUCUGGGGCGGCGAGGGGUGGGGGCAGAGCGGGUAAAACAGGAAGAGGUAGAGGAAGACUGUACAACUCCAGAAUGCCUGUAAUCAUACAACACAGGAAUCCUGCAGCAGCCAACUAUUAUGAGAACAAAGACGGGGCGAAAAUCGUCAAGGCAAGCCACUUCGAAUUGGAAUACAUGCUGGGGAGGAAGAUCACCUUCUUCUGCAUGGCAACGGGCCUCCCCCGACCCGAAAUUACUUGGUUUAAGGACGGGAUCGAACUGUACGCCCACAAAUUCUUUCAGGUGCACGAAUGGCCCAUCGGUAAUGACACCAUGAAAAGCAAAAUGGAAAUCGAUCCCACGACGCAGAAAGAUGCUGGAUAUUACGAGUGCCAGGCCAACAACAAAUAUGCUAUAGACACGAGGGGUUUCCGAACGGAUUAUGUCAUGGUUACAUAUUAAUUAUUUAAGUUAAUUUAAGGCUGUCAUCAAUAAAUCCUUUUACAAAAAUGA
Molecule: messenger RNA, 798 nt
Organism: Aethina tumida (small hive beetle)
Lineage: Eukaryota; Metazoa; Arthropoda; Insecta; Coleoptera; Nitidulidae
Product: immunoglobulin domain-containing protein oig-4
Exons: 4
Coding region: 250-747 (165 amino acids)
Source: RefSeq, a predicted model, not a curated record